Labrus bergylta (ballan wrasse) is the source of this 2458-nucleotide messenger RNA. The record is from RefSeq and is a predicted model, not a curated record. NCBI's taxonomy places the organism in Eukaryota, Metazoa, Chordata, Actinopteri, Labriformes, Labridae.
UGUCGACAUUGUGCAUGCAUCAAACCUCACUCAGGACACCCUCUUUGCAGGUCUAAUGAGUCAUGACAUAAACCGAGCCUGAAGCCCUCCUCCCACGCGCCUCGCGCCCACUCCUCGCUUUAUUAGAGGCGCUCCUCGGCACCAGUCUUCAGAGCAGCUCGAGCCCUAGUCAGCGCACCUCUCUCGUGCCACUACAGAGUGGACGGGAGUCGGUGCUUUUCGCGCUUCCCUCUGGGAUUUACCGCUCAUCUCGCCAAGAUGAGACUUGUUUUUGUGUUUGCCGCGGUUCUUGGUCUCUUGACAGAAAAUCUAGCGCUUCCAGUUGGAAAAGAGGGGCAAAGAGAAGAUGUGGUAACACGAUGCCUGGUCGAAGUCCUCUCCAAAGCUCUCUCCAAGCCGGACUCCCAGCUGGAUCAGGACUGCAAAGACAUCAUCCAAGCAGGGGUUAAACAUGCCCCACUGGACAAGAAGAUUGCCGAGGACGUCAAAGGUCAACCUGAGGUGCCUUUGGCAAAAGGAACGGAUGUAAAAGAAAUCGAGGCUCUCCUGAAAACCAUGGACGAGAAAAGAGAAACCCCUGAAGAUGAGCGCAGCCAAGAAUCCUGGAGCUUUGGUGACGAGAAGGAGAAGAGACACGAGGAUGUAGAAGAAGAAGAAGAAGAAGAAGAAACAGAGCGGGAGAAGAGGAGCGGCUGGAGGCCAAGGAGGUACCAGAGGAAACACAAACGAGGAGAAGAAGAAGAAGAAGAAGACGAAGACGAAGACGAAGAAACAGAGCGGGAGAAGAGGAGCGGCUGGAGGCCCCGGAGGUACCAGAGGAAACAAAAACGAGGAGAAGAAGAAGAAGAAGAAGAAGAAGAAGAAACAGAGCGGGAGAAGAGGAGCGGCUGGAGGCCCCGGAGGUACCAGAGGAAACAAAAACGAGGAGAAGAAGAAGAGGAUGAUGGUGAGCGUAGUCAGGAGAGUUGGGGGUUGGAAAAGCGAUCAGAAGAUGAAGAAGAAGAAGGCGAAGACAAAGAGAAGAGGAACUGGAGGCCUGGAAGACACCACCAGAGGAAACACAAACGAGAUGAAGAACCUGCCGGAGACGAAAGGGAGGAGCCAGAAGAGGAACGCAGCCAAGAGUCCUGGGAUGUAGACAAAAGACACAUUAACGAAGAUGAGGAGGAGAGAGAUAAGCGUAAAUGGAGGCCCUUACAUCGCUACUACAAGAAGAAGCUCGGCAAACGUGGAGACGAGGGCGAGGAUGAUGGAGAACGCAGCCAGGAAUCAUGGGGUCUCGACAAGAGGGACUGGAGAGCCGGUAGAUUCCACCAAAGGAGACACAAACGUGAUGAAGAGCUAUCUGAAGAAGCACGAGAAGAGCCUGACGAAGAGCGCAGCCAGGAAUCUUGGGGACUAGACAAGAGAGACUGGAGAGCCGGUAGAUUCCACCAGAGAAGACACAAACGUGAUGAAGAACUUUCAGAAGAAGCACGAGAGGAGCCUGAAGAAGAGCGCAGCCAAGAACACUGGGAUUUCGAUACUGGAAGAGACAAGAGAGAGUGGAGGGCCGGCAGGCACCACCAGAGGAGACACAAACGCGAUGAAGACCUCUCUGAAGAAACCAGGGAAGUGCCCGAUGAAGAACGCAGCCAGGAAUAUUGGGAUUUUGACACCGGAAGAGAUAAGAGAGAGUGGAGGGCUGGAAGGCACCACCAGAGGAGACACAAACGUGAUGAAGAGCUAUCUGAAGAAGCGCGAGAGGAGCCAGAAGAAGAGCGCAGCCAGGAAUCUUGGGGACUAGACAAAAGACACGGAAAAGAUGAGGAAGACGCACUGAGGUAUCUGGCAGAAAAGCGCAGUCCUUGGAUUUUCAGAGGCUACUACCAUCCUGCUUGGUUUAAAAGGGAUUCUGAUGAACACGCUGCCACCUCAAACAAGAUGAAUGAACUGGCCAAGUUGCUGAACUAUAAGAUAAACCAGCUGUCCAACCACUCCAACCAAGAGGAGGCAAAGAGGAGCAUGCAGCAGAAAGCACUCACUGCACAGGAGGAGAAAGAGCUGGAAAACCUUGCAGCGAUGGACAUGGAGCUGCAGAAAAUCGCUGCUAAGUUGCAUGACAACAGUGCAUAAUUCAGCGUUUCUUUUCAUCACCAGUGGAUAAACACUGCUGUCUAACUGUAUGUCUGCCGUAUAAGUGUGCUUACAGUGUUGAAAAUGAAAAAAAAACAAGACAAAAGAACUCUGGAGCCUUGCCAUUAACAUUUGAUCAACCUGUUUAUCAAUGUAUUUGUGAUAUUUUGACGUCAACGAAUUAAUCCGCAUGGGAAUGGUUUUGAUGUUUAUACAUAUACAUAUAUAUAUAUAUAGGAAGAGAAUCUAUUGAAAUAAUAUAUAUCUGAGGCAAAUUAUUCUCAAUAUUGUCUUCUGAAGAGUUUGUUCAGUUUGCACUCAAUAAAAGAAAACUAUUCUGGGA